GGUUUGGAGGAUCCAGAACUGACUGCUGGCCCGCCAUGGCUAAGAUAUCGUCGCGGGUCGGCCCUCCUUCUCUGUCUUCCUCUUCUCCUCUUUCUUGGUCCUCUUUCUUUCCACAUCCUCCGCUGUCCUGAUUCAUUUAGCUCUCUCCCUCCCGUUGUACAAAAACCACUCUAUCCCGCAAUCAAUCUGAUCUCUUAUAUCCGAGACCACCGCUCGCACCACCACCACCACCACCACCACCACCGCCACCCAAACCCACCCACCCCUCCAACCCCGCGCCCAUCAUGGACAUGAGUAGCAUGGAUUCCAGCUCCUCCUCCAUGUCCAUGACCAUGGUCUUCACCAACAGCCACACCACCCCCCUCUUCUCCGCGCAAUGGACGCCCACCUCGAGCGGCCGCUACGCCGGCACGUGCAUCUUCCUGAUCGUCCUGGCCAUCAUCGGCCGGCUGCUGGUGGCCUUCAAGGCGCUGAUGGAGCAGCGCUGGCUCAGCGCCCACCUGCAGCGGCGCUACGUCGUCGUGGCCGGCAAGUCCACCGAGGCGGGCCGCAUCGACGCCGACCCGGACGCCAAGGGGGCCACGCUCAUCACCGCCCAGGGCGUCGAGGAGAGCGUCCGCGUCGUGCGCCGCACCGCGCGCGAGCCCCUCCCCUGGCGGUUCAGCGUGGAUCUGCCCCGCGCGUUGAUCUUUUUUGUCAUCACGGGCGUGUCUUAUCUCCUCAUGUUGGCCGUCAUGACUAUGAACGUGGGCUACUUCUGCUCCGUUUUGGCCGGCGCGUUCCUUGGGGAGCUCGCGGUGGGUCGGUAUAUUCAGUGGAAUGAACAUGGUCACUGAAUGGCUUCUUACAUUGUGUUCUGAUGUACUUGUCUGGGCGUUAUGUUUUGCAUUGGUUGCGGAUUAGCAUGGGAGUCGUUUUUCUAGAUACCUUUUCGAUACGAACCGUUUAUGAUAUACUUACCUGUGGAGGGGCUUAUCUGGGGCAUAGCUAGUUUUUUCUAUGCCCCGUAAUGUGAGUGGGUGUGAGUUUAGGGCUGGAUUGUACAUAGACAUGGAUGUUGAAUAUACAUGCACAUGAUCAUCG
Messenger RNA from Aspergillus uvarum CBS 121591, 1083 nucleotides. Its product is annotated as copper transporter family protein. The coding region runs from base 285 to 836 and encodes 183 amino acids. Lineage: Eukaryota; Fungi; Ascomycota; Eurotiomycetes; Eurotiales; Aspergillaceae. The record is from RefSeq and is a predicted model, not a curated record. Gene Ontology annotation, biological process: intracellular copper ion homeostasis; copper ion transmembrane transport. Gene Ontology annotation, molecular function: copper ion transmembrane transporter activity. The transcript is spliced from 2 exons. Gene Ontology annotation, cellular component: plasma membrane.